AUGAUGGAAAUGUUAAGUGUUUGUGUGAUUAUUGGAAGUGUUUUAGGGGUUUACUUUUUUGUGAGGAAACUAAAUGAAGUAUGGUAUUUGGUUAAGUUAGGAAGAAGAGUUUACAAAUCACUUCCUUCUGGUGAUUUGGGAUGGCCACUUAUUGGAUCUUCAUUCUCCUUUUACAAAGCAUUUAAGGCUGGUGGUGAUCCAGAUUCUUUCAUUCAUCAUCUUAUUUCAAGAAAUGGAAGAGUUGGAAUGUACAAAAGCCACCUCUAUGGAAGGCCGACCAUCAUCGUAACAGAUCCAGAAAUAUGUCGACGGAUAUACUUAGACGACCAAAAGUUCAAACCAAAUUAUCCAAAAUCAGUGAAAUUAUUAGAAGUAAAUGGUCUUUUCUCAAGGAUUGAUCACAAAACAUUCUAUAGAAUAAUGGCAUCCCCCUUAAAUGGGUAUGAGAUAUUAUCUAAAUAUGUGAGUUUCAUUGAGGAAAUAAUGAGCAAAGGGUUAGAGGAAUGGAGCACAAUGAAAGAACCCAUUGAAUUGUUGAGUGAAAUUGGAAGUCUGCUUUUUAAAGUCAUUAUUCGUAUCUUCUUAGGCAAUGAAAUUCCUACCCCUACAUUGAAUAAGCUUGAAGCACUAUACAAACACUUGGGUCCAGUAAUUUUGUCCAUUUUACCUUAUGAUGUCCCUGGCCUAACCUACCAUCAUGCACUCAAGGCAAGAAAAGAGAUAGAAAAUAUCUUGGAAGGUGUGAUUAUGGAAAAAAGAAGAGUUCUAGAAAGGAAAGAAACAAAUGAUGAAUUAGUGAAAUGCCAAAUGGACAAAUUAAUUGUGGCAACUGAUGAAAAUGGGAAAAAACUAUAUGACAAUAAAGCCAUUAUAGAUUUGCUUCUUGGAUUACUACAUGCUGGACAUCAUACACCAGCUUAUACUGCUAUGUGGGCUAUUGUGCAAAUCUCACAAAAUUCUCAUAUCUUCCAAAAAGCUAAGGAAGAGCAAGAGCUUAUUAUGAAAGAAAGACCAUCUACUCAAAAGGGAUUAAGUUUUACAGAAAUCAAACAAAUGAAAUAUCUUAUGAAGUUCACUAAUGAGCUACUAAGAAGACAUACAGUUGCUGUUGCAAGUUUUCGUGAGGCAACAGCAAAUGUACACAUCAAUGACUACACCAUACCUAAAGGGUGGACAGUAACGAUUUGGACAAGAGCUAUUCAUAUGGACCCUCAAAUAUAUUCAAAUCCCCAAGAAUUCGAUCCAUCAAGAUGGGAUAAUUAUACACCAAAGCCAGGAGAAUUCCUCCCUUUUGGAAUUGGAAGUAGGUUUUGUCCUGGAAGUGAACUUACCAAGCUUUACAUCACAAUUUUACUCCAUCAAUUUAUCCUCAAUUACAAAAUGGAAAGAGUUAAUCAAAGAUGUGACACCACUCACUUACCUGCCCCCAAGCUAGUAGACAACUGCCUUUGCAGAAUUAUCAAACUCUCAUAUUGAGGAGUUGGGUAUUGAUCGUACAUAUAUACUUUCGAAAUGUUAAUUUAAUCUUAGACUUUUCGAUUUUAUAAUUUAAAAGCAACUAUUUUAGUCAUUUAUGUGGUAAUGAAAAGGUUCAUUUGUCUUUUUUUAUUGAGUUCAAUAAGUGGAUGAAAUAUUUCACAUGAAAUGAAGAGACAAAUAUUUGGAUGUAUGUGUGUACUGACUCUAAUAAAUAUAAUUGAUAUUGAA
This is a messenger RNA of Cucumis sativus (cucumber), 1707 nucleotides long. RefSeq names its product beta-amyrin 11-oxidase. NCBI's taxonomy places the organism in Eukaryota, Viridiplantae, Streptophyta, Magnoliopsida, Cucurbitales, Cucurbitaceae. The coding region runs from base 1 to 1476 and encodes 491 amino acids. The record is from RefSeq and is a predicted model, not a curated record. Gene Ontology annotation, molecular function: heme binding; ent-kaurenoic acid monooxygenase activity; iron ion binding. Gene Ontology annotation, biological process: multicellular organism development; sterol metabolic process; brassinosteroid biosynthetic process. The transcript is spliced from 8 exons. Gene Ontology annotation, cellular component: endoplasmic reticulum.